AUGACUUCUAAAAGCAUCCUUUUAAUAUUUCUAAUAUUGCUCAAAUGCUUAUUUUUGGUGGUAAAUUCAAUUCCAACUGACCCAAGAUUUAUACAUGCCACUGUUAUUGUUAACAAUAAUUUAUAUGUUAUGGGUGGUGGCUCUAAUG
Molecule: messenger RNA, 148 nt
Organism: Entrophospora candida
Lineage: Eukaryota; Fungi; Glomeromycota; Glomeromycetes; Entrophosporales; Entrophosporaceae
Source: the annotation of a GenBank genome assembly